Gasterosteus aculeatus aculeatus (three-spined stickleback) is the source of this 1048-nucleotide messenger RNA. RefSeq names its product galanin peptides-like. Gene Ontology annotation, cellular component: secretory granule; extracellular region. Gene Ontology annotation, molecular function: galanin receptor binding; neuropeptide hormone activity. NCBI's taxonomy places the organism in Eukaryota, Metazoa, Chordata, Actinopteri, Perciformes, Gasterosteidae. Gene Ontology annotation, biological process: neuropeptide signaling pathway. The record is from RefSeq and is a predicted model, not a curated record.
UUGUGCCGCAGACAUCAAAGCGCACCAGCAACUUGUGCCGCAGACAUCAAAGCGCAACGAGCAACAUCUGCCGCAGACAUCAAAGCGCAACGAGCAACAUCUGCCGCAGACAUCAAAGCGCACCAGCAACUUGUGCCGCAGACAUCAAAGCGCACCAGCAACUUGUGCCGCAGACAUCAAAGCGCAACGAGCAACAUCUGCCGCAGACAUCAAAGCGCAACGAGCAACUUGUGCCGCAGACAUCAAAGCGCAACGAGCAACAUCUGCCGCAGACAUCAAAGCGCACCAGCAACUUGUGCCGCAGACAUCAAAGCGCAACGAGCGGGAAAGUCACAUCAAAGAUGCGGAGGUACUUUGCAGUGUUUUGCGUGUCGCUCGUCUUCCUCUCGGAGACCGUCGGCUUGGUCAUCGCGGCGAAGGAGAAACGCGGCUGGACGCUGAACAGCGCUGGAUACCUGCUGGGCCCCCGUCGUAUUGAUCACCUAAUUCAGAUAAAGGAUUCUCCCAGUGUGCGAGGCAGAGACGACCUGGUGACCCCAUAUGGAAUAGAUGGACACAGGACACUAGGAGACAAGUCGGGUCUAGCUGGCAAGAGGGACAUGGGCCAGGAGGAGGACUUCAGAACAGGUUCCCAGAGAAUAGCAGAUGGAGACGUGAUCCACACCAUCAUUGACUUUCUGUCGUACCUGAAGCUUAAAGAGAUGGGAGCCUUGGACAUCCUGCCGUCCUCUGUGACAUCAGAUGAACUGGCCAAUCCCUAACGCCGGUUCCUCUUUCGUGCGUCUCCGUCUCCCCGGGUCCACGUUCCUGUUGUCCGGACUCCCGCCGCCCUAAAUGUUGCUCCGUCACACUCUGAUGCUGGACGUACCGGCAUUUGGGCGGUUUACAAAUCGUACAGAUGCUUCUGUUGCUGUGUAAAUAAGUCACUUUUUACGGAGGACCUCUGUUCAGUAAACAACAGUGUUAUCUUAUUAUGCUUAUUAUUAUUAUCGUCUAUCGAUUUAUGAGAAUGGGAAAUAAAUAAACGAAUCACAUUGCGCUACUUGAA